Molecule: messenger RNA, 393 nt
Organism: Miscanthus lutarioriparius
Lineage: Eukaryota; Viridiplantae; Streptophyta; Magnoliopsida; Poales; Poaceae
Source: the annotation of a GenBank genome assembly
AUGGCGAUGGCGAUGACGACGACUACGGCCGCGGGCCGCAAGGUGAAGGUGCAGGCGCGCGGGCAGGUCGCGGCGCUGUCCCUGCUGCUCGUGGUGCUGGCAGCGGGGCUGGGCGGAGGCGCCGAGGCGCAGCAGACAACGUGCGCGGGGCAGCUGAACGGGCUGGCCCCCUGCUUGCGCUACAGCGUGCCGCCGUUGCCGGGGCAGGCGCCGCCGGCGCCCGGGCCGGACUGCUGCUCCGCGCUGGGGGCCGUGUCCAGGGACUGCGCCUGCGGGACGUUCGGCAUCAUCAACAGCCUGCCCGCCAAGUGCGGCCUCCCGCCAAGUGAUAAGCUGACGGCCAGUGCAUCGCGCCAGGCAAAAGGUGAAGGAUCCAAGUUCCAAACAGACUGA